Drosophila nasuta is the source of this 789-nucleotide messenger RNA. Its product is annotated as intracellular hyaluronan-binding protein 4.S-like. The transcript has 2 exons. Lineage: Eukaryota; Metazoa; Arthropoda; Insecta; Diptera; Drosophilidae. Gene Ontology annotation, cellular component: cytoplasm; nucleus. Gene Ontology annotation, molecular function: RNA binding. The record is from RefSeq and is a predicted model, not a curated record. The coding region runs from base 1 to 789 and encodes 262 amino acids.
AUGGCUAACAAUCGGUUCGGUUUAUUAUUCGAGGACGAUGAUGACAAGACCGUCGUACUUCCUCUACCCAAGAAGGUAUCCGUUGUGGCCGGAAAAAAGACAUCCGUGGAUCGUUCAUUUGUAGAAAACGCAAAUACCGGUGCCAGCAUUGUGGUGAAGCCACAACGCUCUGCAAGUUUAAGUGUCAACAGCAACACUUUGGCCGAAAACAAUUGGCCAGAUUACAACAAUGAGGUUGGUAAGCGUCCGGGCAAGGCGUAUUCAGCACGUUACCGCAAAAUGGAGAAAUGCGGUAGUCGCAAACGUGAGUUUGAUCGCCAGUCUGGAUCUAAUAAGACUGGCGUGAAGGCCGUGGAUAAACGCAAAGGCGGUGGAGCACACAACUGGGGAUCUGUGAAGCAGGGCAUCGAUGACUUCAAGCAGGUGGACAUGGACAAUGAGGACUCUGGCAAUGAGGAGACUAUUGCCGAGCCUUUAAUCAAUGAUACACACAAGCAAAUGGGUCUCGAUGAGUGGAAGGCUCUCAAGGAGCAGCGUCCCAAGCCCAAUUACAAUCUGCGCAAAGCUGGCGAGGGCGAGAACAACGCGGAAUGGCGAAAGAGGAUUGCUUUGGCCAAAAAGAAACAGUUGAACGCUGGAAAGGAUUCGAUCAAGCUCAACUCCAGUCUUGGACGUAAAACUGCUGAAGAGAAAAUGCUCCAAGGUGGACCAGACUCUGUUGUUACUAAGGGCAAAAAAGCGUCGCUCGAAGCUGGUGCCAUUGAAAGCCAUCUAGAACAAAUAUUUUGA